ACCUUCACUUCACUUCACUUUCUUGAAAACAAUAAGUCUUGUAUUUUUUCUUUAGAUAGAUACAAAAUUUAUUCUUUUAGUGUACAAACAAAAAUAUUGUUUUAUCAUUGGGCAAGAAUUCGUUGAUGGAAUACCAAAAGGGAAAGAUGGAAAAGACAGGAACGCGAACGCCACCAAGACUUGUUCCAGAGAGAGGAAAAGUGAAAGCUAGAAUUUGUGGGGAGUUAAUAAAGGAAGUUAAGGACGUGACAAGAUCAUCGACUGUCACAAAAAAACCGAGGUCAUCUUGUUGUUGUUGUUGGGUUUUUAGGUCUUUUGGGAAGUGAGAUCUUCUUCUCGUUACUCAUCCGAUCUUUAUCUUCGAUUUAUCUUUAUUUAUGUGUGUUUUGAAUGUAUAAAGAAUAUUUUUUUAUGAUGUAAAAGUAUGCCAUUUCCUAUGAUCAUUCUUUAGUAUACAUGAUGAUAGAGGUGCAAGGUUUUAAAAAGUACCAAAACAACAACAAUAUGCGCCACUUCCAAUAGAAAAACAAAUAUUAGUCAUUUAUGCGGUUAAUGGUUUAUGUGAUCGAACAUCACUAGAUAAAAUUUCAUCGAUGCUUCAACCGACGACAUCAGGUGGCGAAAAUCAAGGUGGCCGAUGUUGUGGUUGAUGUUGAGGAGAAGGGGUAAAAUUUCAAUUUUGAAUGAGAAAAGUUCACAGAAGGUUGAGAAGUAGUACGCCCGAUUCACCAGGUUCUACCACUGUAGGGCCAAAUCAUAGUCAAAAGAAGAUCGGAUAUUGAAGAUCACUAGUGGUAGUUGUUUCAAAUGAAGUUAAAAAAGAUAGUCCCUAUAAUUUAUCUAAAUUACAUAUAUAAUUAUGGAUCCCUUUAAAAUUUAGUUAUUACAAAUAAAUUUAUUUGAUCAUUGAUUUAUAUCAACACUAACCAUAGUCACAACCCGUUUAAUUGACGUCGAACAGUCCGACUAUAACCAGAUCCUGAAAAUCACAACCCGUUUCAACUUUCGGAUCCACCUUACAUACCCGAAUCAUCAUCAUCAUCAACACAAAAAACAGUCGAAAAAUAAUUCAAACGAACCCCCAAAUCAAUCUUCCAGACGCUACUGAAGAAGACGAACGACACAGCAGCAUCUAAGAAAAAUAUGGAUGAUUAUACCAGAGAAAUGAUGGACCUCAAGACGCUCGUCACUCGAACCCUAGAAAAGAAAGGGGUUCUCGCUAAGAUCCGAGCUGAACUCAGAGCAAGUGUAUUUGAGGCAAUAGAGGAAGAAGAUAAAGUAAUUGAAAAAGACGAAGGGCUACCGCCUGCGCUGCUGGGUAGCUGCAAUGAUCGUGCAAAGCAGCUUCAUGCUUCCCCUUCAGGCCGGCUUCUAACUGCGCUAAUAUGUGAAUACUUGGAUUGGGCACAGUUGGAUCACACACUGAAAGUUUAUUUGCCGGAGUGUAAUUUGCAAAAAGAUGCAUGGAAAGCGGAGUUAAGGGACUUUAGUAAUAAGAACGGAUAUGAUAUAAACAGGAACGGAGAUAGUGGCCCGUUGCUGUUGGACGUGCUUGAAGGGUUCUUGAAAUUUGAGAGUCAAUCUCAAGGAAGAAGUAAUCCAGAUUCUCGAAACCGAAGGCCAUCUUCAUCAUCUGUUGUUGGGGGAUUAGCUCCUUUGGGAAGACAAGGUACCGGUUCUCAAGCAUCUGAGCGAAGAGGAGGUUCCUCAAACUCUAGCUACAGGGGUGAUGAUUACAACUGGAGAUAUGAAAAUGACGAUAGUUCAGAGGAUAUUAGCCGUGCCUCAAUUGCCCUUGAGAAUCUUCAGUUGGACAGAAAGGCUCGAAACUUGACCACCUCUUGGCGGCAUGGUGGGGAUGACCGCAGCAAAGACCACAUGUAAGAUACCAGAGAAGGUGUAGUUUGUAGCAGACGAUAAUGUAUGCCUUACCUAAUAUAUGCGACAGCCGUUUCAUAAAGAACAAAAGCUCAUGUUUCAUUUUUCAUGUUUUCUGUUGUAUGUUUUAAUGCCUUGUUAGCGUAUUUCUUUAAUUUUGUGUUUCUUUAAUUUCGGUCGAUCUUUUCUCUGCCCUUUGUUUUGAAGGCUGGAUAUGAUUUAGCAUGAAAACAAGUGUUUUGUGUGAUUUAAUUGUAAAUUUUACUGCAAUGCUUACAUAGUUUUGUGUUAAA
Helianthus annuus (common sunflower) is the source of this 2171-nucleotide messenger RNA. Its product is annotated as protein TONNEAU 1a. Gene Ontology annotation, molecular function: protein binding. Bases 1144 to 1884 code for a protein of 246 amino acids. The record is from RefSeq and is a predicted model, not a curated record. Lineage: Eukaryota; Viridiplantae; Streptophyta; Magnoliopsida; Asterales; Asteraceae. The transcript has 8 exons.